Puccinia graminis f. sp. tritici CRL 75-36-700-3 is the source of this 796-nucleotide messenger RNA. RefSeq lists its product as uncharacterized. The record is from RefSeq and is a predicted model, not a curated record. Lineage: Eukaryota; Fungi; Basidiomycota; Pucciniomycetes; Pucciniales; Pucciniaceae. The transcript is spliced from 6 exons. The coding region runs from base 164 to 796 and encodes 210 amino acids.
UACCUCCCUCCCCCACCUUCCUGUAAUCGUUUAGAAACCAAUCCCGAGUCCGACUCCUGACCCAUACAACUCAUCCAUCAGCUUCUUUUUGGGUCGUCUGUGUUCUUUAAUCAAGUUUAUAGAAAAUCAACCUGGGUAAAUAGGCCUAAUAACUGCGAGGAAGAUGGAAGACCCGGUCAAAGAACUUCCUGAGGUCGUUCGAAAGAUCACUGAGCCAUAUGCGGCCACCGAGAUCGUCCACAACGUCGACAAGUAUUUCACUGACGAUGCGUACUUGCUCUAUCCGAUGAUCAACCAACCACAUACCAAGAAUGGGAAAAGUAGUCUGAAGGGUAUCUACAAAUUAUUGUUGAGUGGAUCGGACGCUGGUUCCUCUAGCUCGUUCUGUAACCACUGGUGUGCAAAUAGGAAUAAGAAACUGAUAGAAUAUUUGAAUAAUCUAUCAUGUUCCUCUAGCCGAGUGUUGACGAUCAACAACCAGAUCGAGUUCCAUGCGGUGAUGUUCAGCGAGGACAAGCUCAAGGCAACGAUUGAGUUAAGCGAGACCCUCCAGGGCAGGUUCAUUCCCGUCUGGUUUAAACUCAGGUUCCUCAGCAGGGUCGAUUUACGCCAAGAGGCCGACGGGAAGUAUAGGAUUUGCAAACAAGAGGAUAACUAUCCCAACGAUUUAAAAAGGGCCGGUCUCGAGAUAAUUCCUGGCCUGGCCACCGCACUAGCCGUCUUGAAGCUCGUCCUCGCCCUCGUCUCGGCUCUCGUCGGGAACUUUUACUUGGAUCGUGGCUUGUUUGGACCUUGA